Messenger RNA from Pecten maximus, 1256 nucleotides. RefSeq lists its product as uncharacterized. Bases 44 to 901 code for a protein of 285 amino acids. The transcript is spliced from 3 exons. The record is from RefSeq and is a predicted model, not a curated record. NCBI's taxonomy places the organism in Eukaryota, Metazoa, Mollusca, Bivalvia, Pectinida, Pectinidae.
ACCAGUAAAGGCUGAAGAUAUUGAAUCCAACUUUGAUAUUAAAAUGGAUGAUCCAAGACCUGAGAGGUUCAGAGGCAAUAAUGGAUACAACUCAUUUGUAAGGAGCCAAGUGAUAAACUAUUGUGCAGCAUCAUCCAAGGACCUUGCAUUUAGAUAUCUUAUGCCGAAGGCAAAUAUACAAGUGGCAGCAAGAGACCAUGACUACACUACACUACCAAUGACAGAAUAUGGGGUUGAUACCGGAACUAAGGUGUCAUCUAUGGAAGAAGUCCUGGAGAUUGAAGAAACUACAAAGAAGCAAAGUGUGUGCAAGAAAUGGCACCAGGAGAGACGAUGGCGUUUGACCUCCUCCAGAUUUGGCGAGAUUUGUAAGGCAACAGACCGUAGAAAUAAGGAAAAACUGUGCCAGUCUAUCUUCAGGCCUGCCAGACUCACUUCACCAGCCAUCAUCCAUGGACAAACUUUUGAGAGGGCUGCUAUUAAAAAAUUUGAAGAAAUUAAUGGUAUAACAGUCAACUUGUGUGGUUUGAGGGUGGACAUUGAUAACAACUUCCUUGCUGCCUCACCAGAUGGCAUAACAAGUCAGGGUGACAUUGUAGAGAUCAAGUGUCCAUAUAAAGGUAGAAAUAAUGCAAUUUCUGUAAAUAACAACUUUCCUUUUUUAGGAAAAGAUGAAAAUGGAGACAUGCAUCUUAAGCAAAAUCACAAUUAUUUUUAUCAAAUUCAAGGGCAACUCAACAUUUGUAAGAAACAGAGGUGCUUUUUUGUAGUCUAUACUUUUAAAGAUAUUUUUGUAGAGGAAAUUUAUGUUGACAAUUCUUUUUGGUCAGGUAGUAUGCUGCCAAAAUUAGAGUUAUUUUACCAGAAAUACUACAGAAAAUUUGUUGCAGGGAAAAUGUAGUUUUGCAAUCUUUAAGUUAUAUAUGCCAUAAUUCACAUAAUGGCAAACCCAGAAGUAUUUUUAUGUUACAAAUACCCUGUACAAUGUUGUUUUAAAGUCAUUACAGAUGCUUUACAAGAAUCAUUUUUCAACUACUUUUUUCUUGGAAUGGCUAGUCUGUUAUAUUCCUGGAACAAGAAAGAUGAUGAAAGAUUAAGAUUUUGAAAGUCAACUUAUUUAACUUAUUAUGGAUUGUCUGAAGUUCUGAAUAACAAAACAUAUAUACAAUAUUCUAGAUCCAAGAGCAACCUUUGAAUGUGAAAGAUUUGAAUUCAAUAUUUUAAAGGUUUUAGCUAAGCCAAUCACACGUUCAACA